AUGAAUCCUAUACGUCCAUUAUUGCGCUCAUCGAAGCUGCGAUCUAUAUCAUCCACCUCCACCUCCUCAAUCGUCAAUCGGAUCUCAAGGAGGACACUCGUAACCCCCACCGAACCAGUCCGAGCUAGCGUAUCGAAUGUCACUCCCGAGCAUGUGAGGGAGGAUCCAGGAGAACUGGAUGGCGGGGAUGUAGUGGCAAAUAGUACUGAGGGUGGUAAAGAGAUGUUCGGAUUCAAGCUCAAUCCCGUAGAGACCAAGACGGGAGGUAAUGCCAAAUCUACUGGACGACCUAUAUAUCUAGAUAUGCAAGCUACUACCCCAAUGGAUCCUAGGGUAUUAGAUAAGAUGUUACCUCUCUUCACUGAGCAGUACGGUAAUCCCCAUUCCAGGACGCACGCCUAUGGGUGGGAAGCCGAGGCUGCAGUGGAUGAAGCUAGACAACAUGUUGCUAGUUUAGUAGGGGCUCAGGAGAAGGAUAUCGUCUUCACAUCAGGUGCGACAGAGAGUAAUAACAUGUUGAUCAAGGGUAUUGCCAAAUUCCAUCAAGGGAAGAGAAAGCACAUCAUCACUACACAGACCGAACAUAAGUGUGUACUUGAUUCAUGUCGAUACCUCUCAACUCAAGGAUUCGAAGUCACCUACCUUCCAGUCUUACCUAACGGUUUAAUCUCAUUGAACGAUCUCAAAGCCGCUCUACGACCCGAUACAUCGCUCGUCUCAAUCAUGGCAGUAAACAACGAGAUUGGAGUUAUUCAACCCUUAAAGGAAAUCUCAGAUACACUCAAAGAGUAUGCUAAGGAGAACAAAACUCAAAAAGCAUUAUUCCACACUGAUGCCGCUCAGGCAGUGGGCAAGAUUGAGAUCGACGUGGAAGCUAUGGGAAUAGAUGCCAUGUCUAUAUCGGGACAUAAGAUAUAUGGACCUAAAGGUGUUGGUGCGGCUUAUGUACGACGAAGGCCAAGAGUAAGAUUAGAACCCCUUAUUCAUGGUGGUGGACAAGAAAGAGGUUUGAGAUCUGGUACGGUCCCUGCUCCGUUGGUUGUUGGAUUAGGAGAAGCAUGCAGGAUCGCGAAGAAUGAGAUGAAAUUGGAUCACGCUAGAGUCAAGGAAUUAUCGGAUAGAUUGAUCAAUGGUAUCACCUCUCAGGUGGAGCAUAUAGUACGAAAUGGCGAUGCGAGUGGAUACCCUGGUUGUGUCAACUUGUCGUUCGCUUAUGUUGAAGGAGAAUCGCUCUUGAUGGCUUUGAAGGACAUCGCCCUCUCAUCCGGUUCAGCAUGUACCUCCGCUUCUCUGGAACCAUCCUACGUCCUACGGGCAUUAGGUGCAGCAGAAGAUAUGGCUCACUCGUCUCUCCGAUUCGGUAUCGGACGAUUCACCACUGAAGCUGAGAUCGACCUGGUGAUCGCCAGGAUCGUCAGUGUGGUGAAUAGGCUAAGAGAUAUGAGUCCGUUAUGGGAGAUGGUGCAAGAAGGUAUAGAUAUUAGUAAGAUCGAGUGGUCUCAGUGA
Molecule: messenger RNA, 1506 nt
Organism: Kwoniella botswanensis
Lineage: Eukaryota; Fungi; Basidiomycota; Tremellomycetes; Tremellales; Cryptococcaceae
Product: cysteine desulfurase IscS
Exons: 4
Coding region: 1-1506 (501 amino acids)
Biological process (GO): [2Fe-2S] cluster assembly
Cellular component (GO): nucleus; mitochondrion; cytosol
Molecular function (GO): pyridoxal phosphate binding; cysteine desulfurase activity
Source: RefSeq, a predicted model, not a curated record